GAGUCGGAGUGAUUUUGUAGUCGGACAAUUUACUGAACGGAAGACAAUGCAGUUUAAAAAAAAAAAAAUAGAAAUGUGAUGUACAGAUUGGGUUCGCGUUCUUCAAGUAUGCUUUAAUUGUAAAAGGCUAAGUGUAAUUUGUCGCCAUGUCGUUAGGUUUUAGUAGUGACUUUUCGAGCGGUUUUAUUUAGUUAAAUCGAUGCUAUGGAAGAUUGGAUCACGUCUGUAGCUCGCUUUAAAUGAAACCGGACUGUAUAACAGCGUUGAUGUACCCUGUUUCUAACCCCUUCUAAUUUCCUUAAAUACAGAGGAUGCCUAAUGCCAGUGCAAAGCCAAAGCACAGCCGGACUAGGAGGAGGCGAUGCAGAGAGGACCCGGCCAGAAAUGAACUGGUCUCAAGUUCACUAGAAAGUGCACAGCAGUGCCUGUUUAACCAGGAUUAUGGCACCGCAUAUGCACACUACCUUUUGGUCCUUCACCUGGCACCUAUGUUUAAAGACUUUGCCAAGGAGUCCUUCAGAUUCACUCUCUUCAAAUGGGCAGAGGAGCUGGAUUCCGUGGGUCGAAUCCGGGAACUUUUUGACUGUUAUGAGCAGGCACUGGAACUUUUCCCAUCUGAUGAGGUCAUUCUGAACAGCAUGGGUGAACACUUAUUCAGGAUGGGAUUUCGUGAUGAAGCUGCAGGUCACUUCCACAAAGCCUUGAAGCUGCGACCGGACUACUCAGAAGCCAGGGAGAACUUCUACUCCGUAGCCAAUUGGUUGGUGGAACGCUGGCAUUUUCUAAUGCUAAAUGAUCACGGCAGGAACCAGAAGUACCAGCAAGCCAUUCAGAAGGCUGUUCACAGUGGCUGCAACACUGUACUUGACAUAGGUACUGGCACUGGCAUCCUUGGCAUGUGUGCUAAGAAGGCAGGGGCUGCUGAGGUUUAUGCCUGUGAGUUGUCGAAAACCAUGUACGAGCUGGCCUGUGACGUUGUGACUGCAAAUGGAAUGGGUGGCAGCAUCAAGAUCCUCCAUAUGAAGUCGCUGGACAUGGAAGUUCCCAGGGACAUUCCACAAAAGGUAUCCCUGGUGGUGACAGAGACGGUAGAUGCAGGAUUGUUUGGAGAGGGCAUCAUCGAAAGUCUCAUUCACGCCUGGCGCCACCUCCUGCUGCCUCCGCAGACAGGUGAGAAUGAACUGAUGGCCCAGUCUGUAACAGGACGUGUCAUCCCUGCUGGAGCCACUGUGUUUGGAAUGGCCGUUGAGUCUGCAGAGAUCCGUCGGCAUCACAGGUUGUGUGUGUCAAAAGUGGGAGGUCUGUCUAUGGCCACGGCUGGUGAGCUUCGUAGUCCGGUGAGCUGCAGCGCACAGCCCGACGACUCCAUGGAACCGUACACCACCGAGAGACUCAGCAGAAUCCCUGGAGGAUAUAAAUCUCUCACAGAGCCCUUCACUGCUCUCCAAAUAGAUUUUAAUAAUGUUCAGGAACUGGAGGGUCUGAGCUCCAGGGAGGUCCAGCAGGUCUGUCUGCCUGUGGUUCAACAAGGGGAGCUGGACGCUCUGGCUGUCUGGUUCCAGCUCCACCUGGAUGAGCAGAGCAGUCUGUCCACUGGACCCCAGGAGGACACCUGCUGGGAGCAGGCCAUCUACCCUGUCCACAGUGCCCAGGCUUUUCUACUGAAGCCUGGCGAUAUGCUGAUCGUUGAGAUCACGUGUGGAGACGCCUACCUGAGGCUCUGCAGUGUCGCUGUGCUGAGAGACGGCCGAGAAAUCCGUCUGGACAGGCAGCACGACCCGGGUCAUUCAGGAAAACCGGUUUCGGUCCCAAACCCUGAGGCUGAACUGUGCAGCGCGUUGGCAUGUCUGCAGACUGACCAGAAUCAAACUAAACACUUCUGCGUUCUGGAGUGUUCAGAGAUGGCUCUACUGAACAACUGGGAUUACCAUCAGAAAUUUAACAUUGCGUUAGGAAAACUCAUCUCCCAGCUGAAGGUGACGGGAAGAGACGCUAAGCAGGAAUCCAGCGUUGGGUCAAACCUCGGUGACCGUGCUAACUCCUCAGACUGUAGAGACCUAAUGUACGUGCUCGACGUGUCCGAGGGCUUCUCUCUGCUCUCGCUUAUCGCUGCCAGUCACGGUCACGUGAAGGCCUUCAGCUCUGUGGAAAAGCACAAGCAGCAGGAAGUUCUGAAGAGACUGGCUCGGUCCAGUAACAUCUCAGAAAAUCAUCUGGAGUUCUGGCUCAACCACAUGGAGGACGAGCAGGGCAUGCUGAAGAGGCCUUCAGGGGAGAAACUCUGGAGCGCCAUCAUGCUGGACUGUGUCGAGACCAGUGGUCUGAUCAGGCAGAAGCUGAUGGAGAAAGCCUCACUGGCCAGGUGUCUCCUGGAGGAGGGAGGACGCAUUUUCCCAGAGCGCAUUGUGGUGCAUGGAAUGCUGGUGGAGUCGGACACACUACUGCUGGAAAGCGCCGUCCAGGGUCCGGAGCCGACGCUGGGCUUUAAUAUCGCUCCGUUCAUCAACCAGUUCACUGUUCCAGUCCACGUGUUUCUGGACUUUUCCACACUGCAGUGUCGACAUCUGAGCGAGUCUGUGGAGCUCUUUGUAUUAAACCUCAUGGAUGUCACUGCAAACUACAGCAACAGAGAGAUCAAGGUCCAGACCACAGCUGCAGGCAGAAUAACUGCCAUUCCCUUCUGGUACCACAUCUACCUGGACCAGGAGAUCAGCGUCAGCACCUUCAGCCAGAACUCCCACUGGAGGCAGGCAGCUGCUGUGCUGCAGCAGCCCCUCAAAGUCCUGGCUGGAGACUGGAUCCUUCUCUCUGUGAAGCUCCAAAAAAGCACCAUCUCCAUAUCAGCACAAGUUCUUACUUCCCCCGAUCCUAACACAUAAUACCUAGAUAAUAAUAAUAAUAAUUUAAAAACCUGUUUUCACUAUAAAGCUGGUUCAUCACCGUCAGAGAAUGAUUUUAACCGUUAACCAUGUCUAAGUUUGGACAACGAAUGUGACGUUUCUUUAAUAAAAGUGAGAAACAGAGCGA
Cynoglossus semilaevis (tongue sole) is the source of this 3027-nucleotide messenger RNA. RefSeq names its product protein arginine methyltransferase 9 (gene prmt9). Gene Ontology annotation, biological process: chromatin remodeling; peptidyl-arginine methylation, to asymmetrical-dimethyl arginine. The coding region runs from base 312 to 2879 and encodes 855 amino acids. Gene Ontology annotation, cellular component: nucleus. The record is from RefSeq and is a predicted model, not a curated record. NCBI's taxonomy places the organism in Eukaryota, Metazoa, Chordata, Actinopteri, Pleuronectiformes, Cynoglossidae. Gene Ontology annotation, molecular function: protein-arginine N-methyltransferase activity; histone methyltransferase activity; protein binding. The transcript has 13 exons.